Molecule: messenger RNA, 1187 nt
Organism: Cuscuta epithymum
Lineage: Eukaryota; Viridiplantae; Streptophyta; Magnoliopsida; Solanales; Convolvulaceae
Source: the annotation of a GenBank genome assembly
GUGAAAUGUGAUUUUAGUUCAAUCCUGGGGCAUCAAUCUUUCCAAAAUGCGUUUUCCUUCUAAAAAUACUCCGACAUAUGAUCAAUUCUGGAGCAUCCAUCUUUCUGGAGUAGCAUCUUAUGAUCAAGCUACAUAGUUAAGUUAUAGAUACACCUCUUUUACCCUUUAGGCCUUUACCGACAUAUCCACAUAUAGGUACUAGGUUUAUUAAUUAAUUAGUUUAAUAAGAGAUUAAGAGAUUUCUCUAGGGUUACCUUCGGGUAAUGCCUAGUCUUUGUCCGCCGCCAGCUGCCUAGGAGGUCUCGGCCGUCGUCGGUGGCUGUGUUGGAGUGCGGUUUUUUUAUCGAGCUCUUCGGGGCUUCGCUUUGGUUGGAGCUUUGUUUCGGUCGAGGAGGUCAGCGGCGGAAGGAGGAGCGUUGGAGCUUUCGGCGUUGGAGCUUUCGGCAUGGUCCGCCAAAGUCGUCCUCCACAAAAGUUUUGUGUUGUUACGGGGGAUUCAUGCGAUUGGAGAGUUUUGUAUACAAGUACAAAAACAUAGCGAUUGGGAUGGAGGAAGAAGAUCUGGAUUUCAAUACGGAAGACGUUCCGGUAGGGAAAAGCAGUCCAGGGUUUCUGGUGGUAGGAGUGAUACUGACUAUUGAAGCGGAUGAGUGGCGAGUGUGUCCCCCUCCCGAGCCGCCGCCAUGGAGUGCAAGCAAGGUGAAGAACGUUUGGGUGCUCGUGUGGAUUGGCGGGCUCGGACAGAGUUUCAAGUUAAUUUGCUUUUUAUUUCUCCAUAGUGAUAUUUUAUGUUGCUGUGUGACUUUUUUCGUUGUUGUUGUUCCUUUUUGUAAGACGAUUGAUUUGGAUAUGGGUGAUGAGAGGAUUGCGGUAACCGUCUUUGGCUCAUUUGUGCCCAUUAAUGGAUUAGCGAAUUAUAUUGCUUCGUUGGAGGUGAUUAAUUCCAAGUCUGGUUCGCGGGACGGCGGUUGCUAGGAACCUUUUUGUCGGAUUACCCAUAAUCUGAAUUACGAAGUAUUUGUUAUCAAUUUAAACCUUUUUCUUCCAAAAAAAAGAGAUUAAGAGAUUUCAUAUUCACUCUCUAUUCAUCUUAUAAUUGUAGCGUUAUAUGCACCCAAAUACCGAUGUAAUUAUUUUCAGUUCGUAUACCGUGGGAUCAUCCCACGGUGAGCACCAUGCUCCACUCC